AUUUAUCAUUUAUCAUUUAUCGACCUUCACUAUUCGGUCAUCACCCUGCUUUGUCUUGCACUGUCCAAAAUCAAAACCGCUGCUUCUCUUCCUGCUUUAACUUUCAGGCCCAAAUUGAGAGUCGGCAGCGCUAAAACUUGUUCCAAACUAUGACCAUUUCCAUGGAGCUUCCUGUGUUCACUAGUUUCCAAUCGGUGUUUCGGGCCUGCUUGUGCUCUCAUUCUUCGAAGCGAAUCUUCUACGGAGGCUUCACAAAAUUUGGGGUAAGAUUGAAGCUUAAAAGCACUUCAAAGCAGUUUCUUCGAAUUACAGUGAGUUCGGACAGAGACUAUUCAUCGAAUGGAUUUGAUGAGGGCGAAGUGAAUGACGAGGAUAUAUGGGGAGACUCCGACUUUGUUGAGGUUAUUGGCAUUGGCAGUAGGAAGGACGCGGUUCUUGAUUUCUGUUUGUGCUCGCCCUUCAAGUCGUCGUCGAUGCGGUUUUGGAGUAUUCUCAUGAAAGAUUCAAUGAAGGGGCAAUUACAACAAAAGUUCCUCGAAAAAGAUCAUACUCCAAGGAUUCUUGAAGCUCCACUAUCCAUAAAAUUUUGUCCAAAAGCUAUUAUCCUUGUGGCUAGUGCAGGAUAUGGCUUGGAUCACAUUGCAGCAGUUGAUAUUCUUCGAACAAUAAAGUCUGCAAAUGGAUUUACCAUUGUGGUUAUUUUGAAGCCUUUUAGCUUCGAAGGACAGAGGCGCCAAGAGGAGGUCAAACAUUUGGUAGGAAACCUUCAGGAGCAUACCAAUUUGUUUAUUGAUGUUGACACCGACAUGCUACUUAGAAAGGACUUGGUCACACUUGAUGAGGCUGUGAAGACUGCAAAUAAUGCUGUUUUAUUGGCUGUUAAUGCCAUAUCUGUUCUUAUAUCUGAAACACACAGAAAACUUAUAGAUGUAGCACAUAAUGAUGUGAAAGAAGUCCAAGUUUCAGAACUUAUUAAAAUUCUAGAAAGCUAUAAGGAAGCAAAGGUUGGAUUUGGAGCUGGUUACAAUGCCAAAACUUCAAUUUUACAAUCUCUAUAUGACUGCCCUUUCCUUGGUGUUGGUGUAAAGGAUUUGAAUGGCCUGGUUAUAUGCGUCCUUGCAAGUUCAAACACUGUUGAUAAAAGUGAUGCCUUUCUGCGUACUUUCCGUCAAACUACAGAAUAUGCUGGAAGCAUUAUAUUAUCUAUGAUUCAUGAGCCUAAUCUGGAGCCCAACCUGCUAUUAACUACGGUUCUUAUAGUAGGCGAUACCAGGCAACAGUCCUCUCAGAAAAGCAGCAUAUUGUCUGCACUGGCCCGGCAUAUCCCUUUCGUUUUUGAUCUUCUAAGGAGACACCAUCCGCAGUUGAAUGGCACUGAGGGAAACCAUUUACAUGAAAAUGCAUUUCUUUAUGAAGAGAUAGAUUCAGGAGACUCUCAUGACGGAGGAAAUGGUACUGAUGUAAACAAUAUAGCUGAAGAUAACGAUCAGCACCCUGAAGAUUUCCAAACAGUGGGGAGCAGCAGCAAUGACAGUUUGUUCUAUUCUUCAAGGAAUUGUGAUUGUGAAUCUGAAGAAAGUGAGGUUGGUUUAUCAGAAACCAGUGCCAAGUCUUCCAGAUUUUACAAUGCAAUUACUGAAGGAACUCCUGCUUUCCAAAGGGAGCCACUCAUGAGUUGGAACUUGGGGCUUGCGUAUGAGGUUGCGAAGGAGUGGGCCAAAGAAAGAGCUGCUGAGACUGGAACUAGUCCAUUGCAUGAUAACCUCAGCAUCCUCCACCUUCCAGUUGGUGUACGACCUUCAGAGGAGUUAAAGGACAAUGCCAAUAUCUCACUUACAACACAAACCCUUGAUCCAGAAACUGAGGGUGAUGCAAAAACAGAACCAGUUGUUAAUUCAAGCAUUUCUUCAUGGAGUGAAUUGACUGAUGCAGGCUUUGAAGCAGUGAAGGACUUUUGUAAUAACACAUUUACUUCAUUUAAGGGAAAUUAUGUUGAUAUUACAAAGAAGCAAGGAGAUCUCUCUGUUCGUGCAGCAUCUAUGUUGGAAGCUGAAAGAGAUUCACCGAAAAAGUGGAGUCCUAUUGUAGAGAUGCCAUAUAGAGGAGGGUUUUACAGGGGGCGAUGUCAAGGAGGUCUUCCUGAAGGAAAGGGACGUCUGGUUCUUGGAGAUGGAAGCAUAUAUGAUGGUAUCUGGCACUAUGGUAAGAGAUCAGGUCUAGGUACAUUCUACUUCAGUAACGGGGAUGUGUUCCAGGGCUCAUGGAGGGAAGAUGUUAUGCAUGGGAAGGGUUGGUUUUAUUUUCACACGGGGGAUCGAUGGUUUGCAAAUUUUUGGAAGGGAAAGGCCAAUGGUGAAGGCCGUUUCUAUUCGAAGUCUGGUGAUGUCUUUUUUGGCCAUUUCCAAGAUGGAUGGCGACAUGGCCAAUUCCUUUGUAUCGAUAUCAAUGGGACAAGGUCUCUUGAGAUUUGGGAUCAAGGUAUUCGUGUAAGCUGUAAGCAAUUGGACUCUGAUACUGAUGCCGGAUAAGUACUGUGUACUCUUGGUGUUAUUGAAUUACGUCCCCUUUUUAUAUGUUGUAUUUUGUCUCUUUGGUUUUCAUUAUUUUGGCUCAUAGGUAUUUUAGUUAAGAGAAGUUUUGCAAGCAGUAUUCUCACACUUGCGGACUUUGCCAAUUUUGUUGUGUACCUCUUCUCCUAGCACUUACAAAGCAUCUUCAAAUGAAUCUAUAGUUCUUAAAAGCAGAUCUACAUGAUCUUUUUUUC
Alnus glutinosa is the source of this 2764-nucleotide messenger RNA. RefSeq names its product protein ACCUMULATION AND REPLICATION OF CHLOROPLASTS 3, chloroplastic. Gene Ontology annotation, biological process: chloroplast fission. Lineage: Eukaryota; Viridiplantae; Streptophyta; Magnoliopsida; Fagales; Betulaceae. The coding region runs from base 150 to 2528 and encodes 792 amino acids. Gene Ontology annotation, cellular component: extrinsic component of plastid membrane; chloroplast outer membrane; cytosol. The record is from RefSeq and is a predicted model, not a curated record. The transcript is spliced from 16 exons.